This is a messenger RNA of Monosiga brevicollis MX1, 1827 nucleotides long. RefSeq lists its product as uncharacterized. Gene Ontology annotation, molecular function: protein serine/threonine kinase activity; ATP binding. The transcript has 9 exons. The coding region runs from base 211 to 1827 and encodes 538 amino acids. The record is from RefSeq and is a predicted model, not a curated record. Gene Ontology annotation, cellular component: nucleus. NCBI's taxonomy places the organism in Eukaryota, Choanoflagellata, Craspedida, Salpingoecidae. Gene Ontology annotation, biological process: chromosome segregation; intracellular signal transduction; peptidyl-serine phosphorylation.
CCGCUUCAUGAGUCGCGCAAGUCUUCCGAUGCGGACAGUCGAUCCCGUUCUCCCUUACCGCGCUCGCGUGGCAAUUCGCGCAAGGGCUCACGCGCAAAGCGCGAACCAAGCGACAGUCGUAGCCGUCAAAGCGGCGGCCGACGUGCUCGCAGCAACAGCAGCAGCCAGCACGCAAUCUCUGACGCCGGUGACCCCAACCUGAGCACGAGCAUGCCUCAGGGCAGCGCCUUGACCAAGUCACCUCCACAAAGAGCAUCGGCCAAGCGGCGCCAAAACUCUCCCAUCAUGCCUGCCAAGCGUUCCAUCUCAGGCCAGCGCAAGCCCGGCAGUAAUGACAGUGCUAGCGCUACCCUUGAUCCUGCUUCAAUGCAGACGCGGUUUGAGGAGAUGGAGGCAGAACUUCAGCAGUACCGAAAAGUGUUGGCAGCCAAGGAUGACGAAUUGCGUGAUCACCUCUCCUUUUGUCAGCAGACCAUCUGCCAUCUGGUUUCAGAAAAGUCUCGUCAAGAAAAUCGUGCUGCCAGAGACAACUACCUGCGCAACGUGCAGCGUUUGGGUUGGGCUUCAGCCGUGCGCUCAGGCAUGCACGUUCACGAUGUCUGGAAUGAGGGGGCCGCCUUUCGUGAUAUUCGUCAAAAGCAAAAGGCGCUUGACUUGCGCAAAAAGCAGCUUGAAGAGGAAAAACGUGACCUGGCCAAGGUCCGCCCUGUCAAAAACAAAAAGCGCAGCGAAGGCGCAGCCGAUGAUGGCUUUAGCCGUCCCAGCGGUACCGCUCGCAGCCUCAAGUCUCGCCUCUCCGAGCAAGAUUAUGCUGUCAAACUGGAAAUCAUUCAGCUCAACCUAAUCACAAUCAAGACCGAGGAAGAAGGCAUCAAGGCGCAGCUCAACAUGCUGCUGCGCGAGCGCAAUCUUCAUUUGCGCGAGAUGAAGCGCAUUACGGAUGAAGAUAACGCCAAAUAUCGUGAUUUGCCCAACCGGCUAUCGGAGCGCUACUUGCUCUGCUCUUUGUUGGGCAAGGGUGGUUUUAGCGAAGUUUACAAGGCGUAUGAUCUUCGCGAGCACCGCUACGUUGCUUGCAAGGUCCACCAACUCAACUCAAGCUGGUCCGAUGCGAAGAAGCAAAACUACAUCAAGCACGCUACUCGCGAGUAUGAAAUCCACCGCAGUUUGAAGCAUGAAAGCGUUGUGGAAAUGCAUGAUGUGUUCGAGAUUGACGCCAACAGCUUUUGUACAGUACUUGAGUACUGUCCUGGACAAGAUCUUGACUUUUUGCUGAAGCAAGAACACCGGCUGCCCGAGCGCGAUGCCCGUAACAAAAUUGUGCAAAUUGUUAACGCCCUCAAGUAUUUGAACAGCGUCGAGCCCCCCGUCAUCCACUACGAUCUCAAGCCCGCCAACGUGUUGCUUCGUCAUGGCAUGGUCAAGAUUACUGACUUUGGUCUCUCCAAGCAAGUUCGGGACUCGGAUUCGGAUGGCAACGUGGACUUGACUUCGCAAGGCGCUGGUACAUACUGGUAUUUGCCUCCCGAGUGCUUUGUCAUUGGCUCAGCCUUGCCCAAGAUUAGCAGCAAGGUGGACGUUUGGAGCGUUGGCGUCAUCUUCUAUCAGUCCCUGUAUGGGGAGAAGCCCUUUGGCCACAACUUGAGCCAGCAAUCGCUCCUGCAGAACAACGUUAUCUUGAACGCCCGUGAAGUGCGCUUCCCGGAAAAGCCCAAAGUGAGCGAGGAGGCCAAAAACUUUAUUCGCCGCUGUCUGACCUACGACAUGCGAGCGCGCCCAGACGUCUUGACUCUCAGCGAGGACCCUUAUAUGCGCAAGCGCACAUGA